Racocetra persica is the source of this 741-nucleotide messenger RNA. The record is from the annotation of a GenBank genome assembly. Lineage: Eukaryota; Fungi; Glomeromycota; Glomeromycetes; Diversisporales; Gigasporaceae.
GUUCAAUCGCUAUCUGAAAGUAUUGAAAGCGCGUUACGUGAAUUCGCAGUUCGAACGCAGGAUGCAAAUGAUCCAAUUGAUGUAUCAACACUAAUUAAAACUCACAUAUCAUGUUUCAAUCUUAUAAACAACAUAAUGCAAAUUUUACGAGACAAAAUGACAAGUAGUAUGUCACAAGAUUGUUUAUUCUUGACGGGAUUAGAUCAUCAAUCCAGUGUGUUUUCCAAUGUUAAGUCAUGUAUCCUUAAGAUGAGUCACAGUGCUUUCAAGAUGCCAGUGUUAACAAAUAAGUCACCUCAGAACAAAGAAUUAUUGCAAUUAAGCUCUAUAUUGCAUAAAAAAGCUUUCGAAAUCCUUGAAGAUUUCUUGAAAUUUGUUACUGAAUUUUUACCAUCGUCAGACAAACCCAAUAUAGGAUGCUGUGAGAUGCUCGCAACGAAUAUUUCUGAUGCCGAAACGAGCGUGUCAGAUUAUCCCACUCUCAAUUUGUCUUGGAAAUACAUCAUAAAAUUGUCAAUUGCGUAUAAAGAUGACAUUAUGAAAAGAAGAUUGAAGCUGGAUUCUAUUAUUUACAAUCUCAGUUGUGGUGCAUCUUAUAAUUUUUCAAAGUUGAUAAUGUCGACUAAUUCUGAUGAAACUUUUCAGCAAAAUCUUCCGGAUGUCAAGCAGAUUGACAAAAUGUCGACAAUUGUGCGAUUUUAUGUUACCCAUUUAUUGAGCAUUGUGAAAUGCUAUGUUGAA